This is a messenger RNA of Tribolium castaneum (red flour beetle), 1414 nucleotides long. Its product is annotated as annexin B9. Gene Ontology annotation, molecular function: calcium-dependent phospholipid binding; calcium ion binding. NCBI's taxonomy places the organism in Eukaryota, Metazoa, Arthropoda, Insecta, Coleoptera, Tenebrionidae. The transcript has 5 exons. Gene Ontology annotation, cellular component: cytoplasm. The record is from RefSeq and is a predicted model, not a curated record. Bases 159 to 1319 code for a protein of 386 amino acids.
AAUUUUUAGGUUACUUUUGUAUCAUAACUUCUUUGAUUUUUUUUGACAUGGUUACGCUAAAAACUCAAUAAUUUAAUAAAUAUUAUUAAAUAAUAUUUUUUGCGUUGCCCAGUGUCAACAGGCCUUAAGUGUCUUAGCUUACUGAGAUCCAUAGCAAUAUGGGCGAUUAUGGGGACCCCCCACCUCUAUACCCCACAAACCCAACGAAAGAACAAGUUUUUUCUCCCACUAUUGGUUUCAACGUUGGAUCCCUCAUGUCUCCUUCUUUUGCACCAAGUGCACCCCCCGACCCAGGUCUAGACCUACAUGAAGACCAGACAGUCCAAUCAAACUCUUACAUGCCCCAAUCAUCACAACUAACGGUAACACCAACUGUGGUCCCUGCCGAUUACUUUGAUCCGCAAGACGACGCGAACAUUUUACGAAGAGCCAUAAAAAGUUUCGGAACGGAUGAAAAGGCCAUUAUUAACGUUCUAACAAAGCGUUCAAAUGCUCAACGAUUAGAAAUCGCAGACCAAUUUAAAGCUCUCUAUGACACAGACUUAAUUAACUUGAUACAACGCAAGCUUGGUGGAAAUUUUGCAAAAACGAUCAUUGCUUUGAUAACUCCACUUCCACAAUUUUACGCUAAGGAGUUACACGACGUCCUUUCUGGAGAGGUAAAUGACGAAACAGUCCUUGUAGAAGUCUUGUGUACUCUAAAUAAUGCCGAAAUAAAGGCAAUCAAAGAAGCAUAUCACUGCACCUAUCGUAACACCCUCAAAAGUCACCUAAAAGAUGACACCAGAGUUUUUCGGCGCCUUAUGUUUUCGCUAUGUAAUGCAGAACGAGACGAAAGUAUGGCCGUAGACCCUCUUGGUGCAACUGCAGAUGCUGAAGCACUUUACAAUGCCGAGAAAGAACAUUGGGGUAGCAUCGAUGAAUACACCUUUCAUACGAUUUUGUGCCAACGAAAUUAUAGCCAACUGAAAUUGAUAUUCCAGGAGUAUCACAAGAUCUCAAAACAUGAUAUUGAAAAGACCAUCAAAAGAGAAUUCUCCGGUGAUAGAACUCAAGAAGGUCUGUUUUUGGAUAUUGUGAGUGCGAUUAAAAGUCCACAAGGUUUCCUUGCAAAGUGUUUGCACAACAGUAUGAAAGGGCUGGGGACGAAUAAUCGCGACUUAAUUAGAGUGGUAGUCACUAGGUGUGAGAAGGACAUGAAGGAGAUUAAAAGAGAAUAUCUCUUUAAAAACCACGGAGAAUCGUUAGCUGAUGCGAUUAGAGAAGAUACUUCAGGUGAUUACAAAAGGUGCCUCUUAGCCCUCAUCGGGGAAGCCUAGUUUUAAACUCAAAUAUUUAAAAUAAUUGUGAUCGAAUAUUAUUUUUGAUAUGUCAUUUUAUUACAUGUUGUAUUAAUAAAGAAUCAAAUAUUUAA